UGACUUCCAGCGUCAUCAGUUCCCACUGUCAAGCACCUCCACUCAUCGUUCACCUUUUUAACAUUUCUUCACUGGCUAGCCUUACUCCCACGCCACCGUCUCCUCCUCUGGCCUUCUUCUCCUCCUCCUUUCAGAUCUGCCGUGUCUAGUGGUUCCUAAUUGAUUUUAUUUACGGCUGAUUCAACUUAAAAAAGAGAAAAUAGAAAAUGAGUAUGUACGGAAGGGAUCCCUGGGGCGGUCCGCUGGAGAUAAACGCGGCGGAUUCCGCCACUGACGAUGACCGGAGUAGAAAUCUUCAGGACCUUGACAGGGCUGCUCUGUCUAGGCCUUUGGACGAGACUCAACAGAGCUGGCUUCUUGGACCAACUGAGCAGAAGAAGAAGAAGAAAUACGUCGAUCUCGGUUGUAUCAUCGUUAGUCGCAAGAUCUUCGUCUGGACUGUCGGUACUCUUCUCGUUUCCGGCUUCUUGGCUGGUUUCAUUACUCUCAUCGUCAAGACUGUGCCUCGCCACCACCACUCUAAAUCCCCUCCGGAUAAUUACACUCUUGCUCUCCACAAGGCACUCAUGUUCUUCAAUGCCCAACGAUCUGGGAAACUUCCAAAGCACAAUAACGUGUCGUGGAGAGGUAAUUCUUGUGUAAAUGAUGGGAAAUCGGCGACGGGUACGAUUUUCAAAGAUCUGGCUGGUGGGUAUUACGACGCCGGAGAUGCUAUUAAGUUCAACUUCCCUGCUUCUUUUGCUAUGACCAUGCUGAGCUGGAGCGUUAUAGAGUACAGUGCUAAGUAUGAAGCAGCUGGGGAGCUCAAUCAUGUCAAAGAUAUUAUUAAGUGGGGAACUGAUUACUUUCUCAAAUGCUUCAAUCAUACUGCAGAUACUAUCAACACCAUUGCUGCACAGGUUGGUUCAGGAGAUACUUCUGGAGGAAAUACGUCUCCUAAUGAUCAUUAUUGCUGGAUGCGCCCUGAGGACAUUGAUUACCCACGAAGUGUUACUCAAUGCAGUAGUUGUUCGGAUCUUGCUGCUGAAAUGGCUGCUGCCUUAGCAUCUGCAUCCAUUGUUUUCAAAGAUAACAAGGCCUACUCACAAAAACUCGUUCAUGGUGCUAAAACUCUAUUUAAAUUCGCAAGGGGCCAACGAGGUAGAUAUAGUUCGAGUACAGAGGCUGCCCUUUUCUAUAAUUCAACUAGCUACUGGGAUGAGUUUAUUUGGGGUGGAGCUUGGCUCUACUAUGCUACUGGCAAUAAUACUUAUCUUCAGCUUGCUACCACCCGUGGUUUGGCCAAGCAUGCUGGUGCUUUCUCGGGAGGGCCAUACUACGGUGUGCUUAGCUGGGAUAAUAAGCUCACUGGUGCUCAGGUGCUUCUGAGUCGUUUGAGGCUGUUCUUGAGCCCUGGAUAUCCAUAUGAAGAAAUAUUAAGGACAUUUCACAACCAGACCAGUAUAAUCAUGUGUUCUUACCUGCCAAUUUUUACAAGCUUUAACAGAACCAAAGGAGGAUUGAUCCAGUUAAACCACGGGGCACCUCAGCCACUUCAGUAUGUUGUCAAUGCAGCCUUCCUUGCCACCCUAUUUAGUGAUUAUCUCGAAGCUGCAGAUACGCCUGGAUGGUACUGUGGACCAAAUUUCUACUCAACUGAUGUAUUGCGUGAAUUUGCCAAGACCCAGGUUGAUUAUAUAUUGGGCAAAAAUCCUCGGAAAAUGAGCUAUGUUGUGGGUUUUGGUAAUCAUUACCCAAGGCAUGUCCACCACAGAGGUGCAUCCAUCCGUAAGGACAAGAUCAAGUACAACUGCAAGGGAGGGUGGAAGUGGAGGGACUCCUCCAAGCCUAACCCAAAUACACUGGUUGGAGCCAUGGUUGCUGGCCCUGACAAGCACGAUGGUUUCCACGAUGUUCGUACCAACUACAAUUACACAGAACCAACUCUUGCUGGCAAUGCAGGUCUAGUUGCAGCACUUGUUGCUUUGUCAGGUGACAGGACUACCGGGAUUGACAAGAACACCAUUUUCUCAGCUGUUCCUCCAAUGUUCCCCACUCCACCACCGCCUCCAGCACCCUGGAAACCCUAAGCUGCCUGUAUUUUUUAGUUAAAGUGCGUCUUAUGUGACUUAUGGUUAGAGGAAUUAGCUGCAGCAGAUCUUUGAACUUAGAUUUGGAAGUAAUGGUAAUGCAAAAUUGAGGAAGAAGAUGAGGCAUAGGAAACAAUGCAUUGGACAAUGUUUGUGAAGACAGUUGUGCGAGGCCUGAUGGAUUCAGACAAGCAUUAAGAAAUUGAUAUUCUGCAUCUCGGAAUUUCUCUUGUUUGAAUUUUUGUGAUAUAUACAUAGUAUAAUGUGUAAGAUAUCAAAUCUUGUAUUCUUUGAAACAUUUGAAUCUGAACAGUACAAAAUUUAUUAACAAUAAACUGCCAUUUAAUGUCUGA
Hevea brasiliensis (rubber tree) is the source of this 2422-nucleotide messenger RNA. RefSeq names its product endoglucanase 25. The coding region runs from base 207 to 2069 and encodes 620 amino acids. The record is from RefSeq and is a predicted model, not a curated record. Lineage: Eukaryota; Viridiplantae; Streptophyta; Magnoliopsida; Malpighiales; Euphorbiaceae. Gene Ontology annotation, molecular function: hydrolase activity, hydrolyzing O-glycosyl compounds. Gene Ontology annotation, biological process: carbohydrate metabolic process. The transcript has 6 exons.